AUGGCUCUAGGCCCUCUUGUUACUAGGGGCUUAGCAUACAUUGUUCGUUUCUGUCAACGCCGUUGCAAUAGCGACCAUCUUUCUUCGGAAUUUCCAAUGGGAGCUACAUUGCGACAUUUAUCGAGACAAGAUAGGCUGGGAAAGAGUACUUGCCUGGAAUCAGGACGAGCCAUUUGUCAUCGAUUAGCGCGGCUGCCAGCACUUUUCGCUGCCGCUUUUCAUGGAAAAGGCUGUAUGUCUAGUCAGAAUGAUUUCCAUCUUUCGCCCACCUGUUCCUUAGGCGCUCGUGUCACUUGUGCCGCCACUACGCUCAAUCAGCAAGCAGUUGGCGACUCGGAUCAUGCUACUAAAUCGGAUGCCGCUGUCGUCGAUGUUCCAAGCCUUGAGUUAGGGCUUCUAUUGGCAAGAUCAACCGGCUCAGCCUGUGAUUCGUCCAGUGAGCAGUUAGUAGCCAGGGCUUCUGAAGUGUCAAAGAAUGAUAAUUUCACGAGACCAAGAGCCUGCACUCCUAGCACUAUGACAUCUCAUUUUGACAUAAUGAUGCCAACAAUGCAGCAAGAGCCGCAUCAACAGAUCGCUUAUCAUCUUAUGCCUUCAAAUAAAAUGGUUUCUGACACAUCUUCGUCUUACCCGUCUCAGCAGGCUGACUGUAACCUCACAAAUACUUCGCAAACUUUCUCGUCAGCUUCUAAGCCUAAUUAUUGCCCUCUUCUGAAUACACACAAUGUUAAGCCUAUUAGCUCCGCCUGCAGAAACAACAGUAACUAUAACACAAAUAUUGAUACAUUUACUAGCGAGCUGAGUUCUCUUCCUGCUAUGAUUGAUGCAAAUGUAGACAAUAAUGGAGCUAGCCAUAUAUCGAAGGCGGUGGCCCAAGGUGUUUUGAACUUGGGAUUGACUCAAAGUUUGCCAUUUUCGAUUGAGAGUGGUUUGGAUGCAUCUUUCCAAUCAGCAGUGAUUCAUGAAAACCAACGUUUCAGCUUAUCUGACCGCUUGAUGCCAACUUUGCCGGAGCUAGUCGAGUUUAGUGGAGCUAUAUCACUUGCAGACCCCGGGUCCAAUGCAUUCUCAUGUAGGAUUUACAUAAAUUUCUUUUGCUGCAAUUGCAGAGUUAUACUUUAUCGCAGAUGGUAUUGA
This is a messenger RNA of Protopolystoma xenopodis, 1137 nucleotides long. Lineage: Eukaryota; Metazoa; Platyhelminthes; Monogenea; Polystomatidea; Polystomatidae. The record is from the annotation of a GenBank genome assembly.